Molecule: messenger RNA, 1343 nt
Organism: Lepisosteus oculatus (spotted gar)
Lineage: Eukaryota; Metazoa; Chordata; Actinopteri; Semionotiformes; Lepisosteidae
Gene: gpr17b
Product: G protein-coupled receptor 17b
Biological process (GO): positive regulation of Rho protein signal transduction; phospholipase C-activating G protein-coupled receptor signaling pathway
Cellular component (GO): plasma membrane
Molecular function (GO): G protein-coupled receptor activity
Source: RefSeq, a predicted model, not a curated record
GCCGGGUUUCACAGACAUUUGAGGCAAGAAAACGAUACAGUAGACUCUGUUCCUGUGAGUUGUUGGACAGAAAGGGUGGGUGCCUCCAUGAUGAAUUAUAACAGCAGUGACGAAUUUUACUGGGAUGCCAAAGGUUCAUACCUCGAGAAUUGCAUUUUUGCUGGUUAUUACUUUUUGAUUUUCAUCCUAGCAGUACCUGGAAACACCUUGGCAUUGUGGGUCUUUGUCUACCACAAGAAGAACAAGACCUCCACUGUAUUUCUCAGGAACCUGGCUGUGGCUGACACCAGCUAUGUGAUGAUUCUCCCAAUGCGCAUUGUCUAUCACAUAAUGGACAGCAACUGGCCCUUUGGUGAGGUACUUUGUCGCAUUGUGGGCUUCCUCUUUUACCUCAACAUGUACUGCAGCCUUUACUUCAUGACCUGCAUUAGCCUUGACCGUUUCAUUGCUGUAGUCUUCCCUGUCAAAUCCUUGAGACUCCGGAAACCCCUUUAUGCUAACAUAAUAUCUGUAACUCUGUGGAUUAUCCUUAUCAUCACCAUGUUUCCUUUACUCAUAUCCAGACAAACCAUACAAUUAAAGAACUGUACAGUCUGCAAGCAACUUUACAGAGAACAAAUGUCAGACAGAGCACUUGUUUCACUCAUUGUUGCCUUUGCCAUCCCUCUGGUCACAAUUGUGGUCUCAUAUUUACUGAUAAUACACAAGUUACAGAAAAUGCACCAGGAGAACAGACCCAUGAAGGAAAAAGCCUUUAAGAUGAUUAUUUUGAUCCUGGCAAAUUUUCUUGUUGCCUUUGUGCCUUAUCAUAUUAACCGGGUCAUCUACAUCAGCGCCUUCAACAGCAAAGCUGUGACCCUAGACAAGAUGGCUUAUCUGGCUUUCACUAAUCGCAUCACAUCCUCCCUCACCUGCAUCAGUGGAGUUUUUGAUCCUGUUAUGUACUUCUUUCUCACGAAGACAUUCCAAAAGUCACUGAUGAAUCUGUUCUGUAGGAAAAAAACCUACAUUGAAGAACAGAUGAGCAUCACAUGAUGAGAAUUUUCCAUUUGUAAAAAGUGUAAAGGUGUAAAGUUGUAAAAAGAGCUGAAAAGGGUUCCAUUUUGCUGAUCUAUUUGAAUGUAUUUUUUUACGUUAUUAUGUGCUCAGGGUACAUAUUUUGUGAAAAGCUCAAAUUCUUUAUGGUGAUUUAAAAAGUUGGUGGGAUAUAAUAAGCUAAUAUAAUAAAUUAAAAUGAUUUAAAAAGAGCAUAGGGAAUUUAUUUUGAAAUGAAAGAAAGUACAGUAUACAUUAAACAAACUUUAUAAUAUAUUUUUAUAAUUAUAUCAGUCUGAGACUGAUAA